Pleuronectes platessa (European plaice) is the source of this 2190-nucleotide messenger RNA. RefSeq names its product beta-2-microglobulin. The coding region runs from base 139 to 486 and encodes 115 amino acids. Gene Ontology annotation, molecular function: MHC class II protein complex binding. Lineage: Eukaryota; Metazoa; Chordata; Actinopteri; Pleuronectiformes; Pleuronectidae. Gene Ontology annotation, biological process: immunoglobulin production involved in immunoglobulin-mediated immune response; peptide antigen assembly with MHC class II protein complex; positive regulation of T cell activation. The record is from RefSeq and is a predicted model, not a curated record. The transcript has 4 exons. Gene Ontology annotation, cellular component: MHC class II protein complex.
GGUUUCCUGGUUUGACUCGUAUCUCCGCCUCUAAUCAUAAAGACACAUUUGACUUUCGGUUUGGUGGCUCGGGAGCGGUUUUUAUCAACUGUAAUAUUAGAAUAAAGAUCCAACAUCUUUUCCGGCAUCGCUAACAACAUGCAGGAGUUAGUCUUUAUUCUUCUAUCAGCUCUGAUCUGCUGUUCGCUGGCCAAGGAUGCUAAACCCAAGGUCCAGGUGUACACCCGUGUGCAAGAAGAGAUCGGGAAAGACAACAUCUUAAUCUGCCACGUGACUUGCUUCUACCCGCCACUGAUCACCAUUGAUCUGCUGAAGAAUGGAGAGAAAAUUCCGGAAGCCAAACAGACGGAGCUGGGUUUCGAGGCCAACUGGAACUACCACCUGACCAAAUCUGUGGCUGUCACCCUGACCCAAGAAGACAAGUUCGCUUGCAGAGUGAAGCACUUGGGGAUGACCAAAGAUCACACUUUGGAGCUUGGCCUGUAAGCUCGGUGGUCCACCAUGUUCCAGGUCUGCUGAGUCUGGAGGAGGUGAAGAAGAUUUGAAUUUAAAUUUGUUUUCUGCGGAUCAGCGAAAUCCACUUGAUCCAGCCUUAAGUCGACUACGUUUACAUUGACCCCAAUAAUCAAUCAAUCAAAUAUUUGGGUAUAGCCAAUAUACACAAUUUGUCUCAUAGGGGUUUAACAAGGUUUGCCCUUAACCCUCAACAAGAGUAAAGAAAAAGUGACAAAAAAAACUUUUAACAGGGUAAAAAGCACGUAGAAACCUCAGAGAGCCACGGGUGAGGGAUCCCUCUCCCAGGACGGACAGAUGUGCAAUAGAUGUCACGUGUAAUAGUCUGACUAUUAAGCUUACUUUGGAGGGAUAGUUCACCCAGAAAUGAAAAUUCACUAAUUACCAACGCGCCCUUAUGCCGGUGAGGGGGUUGGGUGAAGUGUUUGAGUCCACAAAAGACUUUUGGAGUUUCAGGGGUAAACAGCGUUGCAGCCGAAUACAACACAAUUGAAGACGUUAGUGACUUAUCUCCAGACGUAAUAAAACAACAGAAAAAAGCACAACAUGUAAGGGUUUUUCUGUUGUUCUAUUACGUCUGUAGAAGGACUCACCAUUGACAUCAAUUGUGUUGGAUUCUGCUCUAGAAAGUUUACCCCUGAGACUCCAGGAGUGCACUCCGCCCACCCUUCCAUCGGCAAAGUGGUGAAUGGUUAAUGAGUGAACUUUCAUUCACUAUCCCUUUUAGUAAAGCAUUAUUGAGGUGACAAAAAUACUCCAUUCAUAUUGCUGUUCACGUGUUACAGCGCAUUGUCUGAUUACGACCUACAUGUCAAUGACACAGGAUGCUGUUAAAACUCCAGAAGAAUGUUAUUAUUAAAUUAAGAUGUAUAAAUGUCUACAUGCGAUUGGGAUUGGAAUACUUAAUCGCAAUAAUCAAAAUAAGACGUGGAGUGUUCCAAGUGGCCUUAUGUAGACAUGUAUACGUCUCAAUGACUAUAUAACAUCCUAUCGGAGUUUUUGCAGCAUUUGCAACAUCCACAUUCAGUUGCAGAAUUCUGGAAGUCAUAAUCUGACUAUGCUCUCUAUCAUGUAAACGGGAUAGUGAACCCAAUAUUCUUUUAGUUGCUCAUGGGAUCAUCAUAAUAAGAAUAAUGUCCUGUUCAGAAUAAGUGAACAGGACAUUCUCCGUCAGAUUGUUGCUGUCCAUGUAAACAAAGUCGAUGUGUUUGUUUGUCUCCACCUAGAUAACUCCAAGAAAAUUCUCAGGCAUAUUUAGGAGACCGAUGUUUAUGAGUAUGUUUAAUCUGGUGCAGCUUGAGUGAGUCUAUGGAUUUGUCCGGCCUGAAACGGGCAAAUAGGAAAUCUCUUCCUGAUGCAAUUUGAAAGACAACAAAAACAAUAGUCCAUCAAAAGCAUUUAAUGUUAAUAUAAAUUUGACAUCAGGAGGACAUGAGUGUUUAUUGUCAGACAUGUUGUCUCGUGCUUGAGAUUGUAAUAACCUGCUUUUAAAUUUUUGCAGUGGCCAAUGUAAAUAUGAUUUUUAGUCAUUGACUCAACACCAUCAUGUAAUGAAAGCUGAAGCACUAUCAUUUAAUCACUGUUUUUUAAUGAAUCUCAGACUGUCAAAUAAAGGAAAAAUAAUGAUUUGAAGAGCUGUGUGGCACACAUUUAUGAAAUAAAGAACUUCUUCACAGA